GAACAUAAUGUUUUCUCCAAUAGUUUUUCGAAUAAAAAUACUUUUAUUUUGCCUAUUAUUUAAUCAAUCUUUGUCAUUGGAAUGUUUCACUUGCAGUUCUCAGACGAAUUUAAACAGCGAUAUGUACAGUAGAUGUGAAUACGUAGAUUAUUCAUAUUAUGACAAGUCCAACUUAUCGCAUUGCCCCUCUCCAAAUGUUUGUGCCAAAUACAUAGUAGAACAUGAUGGAGUAAAAUGGGUACAUAGAGCAUGCCAACCAAGAGACAUCUGUUCCUUCAUUGCAGCAAGAUAUAACGACCCCAGAAAUAUCUUAAUAGAUUGUCAGACAUGUUCAGAUGAGAAUGCGUGCAACUCAAUUGGAAAAAUCAUACCAUUUUCAAUAUUAUUUCUGUUACCGCUAUUUUUAGUUAAGCUUUGAGUGUGAUAAUCGUAAAAGUUAUUGUUCAAAUUCAUAAAAGUGUAUCUUAUUUAAAGUAUACACGUUUUUUGUUCAAUAUUGAUUUCUUAGUGUUGAAAAUCUGUCUUUUAUAUGGGUUUUGGGUAUUGGGUUUCUCAUUAUCAUCGGAAUUAUUGCUUGAAGAAAAAAGAAGUUUGAUUUAUAGGAUCAGAAAGAAAUUUAUGCAUCCAUCGUUUGUAGAUGAUGUGUGAUUUCGUCUGAAUAUUAUUAGUAAGCUAUCAAACUUUCAUUAGUGUUCUAAUUUGAGAAAAUAUGAGAAAGUAAUAGUUUUUGUUUUAAGUAGGAAUUUUUCUCAGGAUGUUACAUGGAUCAGAAUAUAUAAUUUUAACAUUAUACCAUUUUUGAGUUAUUAAAUGUUAUUGUAAAUAUGAAAGAAUAUCGUGAAUAAAUUUGGCUAUUAAAAU
This is a messenger RNA of Diorhabda carinulata, 861 nucleotides long. RefSeq lists its product as uncharacterized. The transcript is spliced from 3 exons. The record is from RefSeq and is a predicted model, not a curated record. Lineage: Eukaryota; Metazoa; Arthropoda; Insecta; Coleoptera; Chrysomelidae. The coding region runs from base 8 to 418 and encodes 136 amino acids.